AUGGUAAAGGAGCGGCGUCCGUUCCUACGUCGCACUAAAGCCACCGCACCCCCCGACGUCACCGACACAGAGACCAGCACACCAUCCCUCGAGGCAACCACCAACAAAUUCACCAAACGCGGCAACAACAGAUUCAAGUCACGAAAAACUGAUAAUGAAAUUGAUAAAACAAAGGCAGAUAAUAAGACAUCUUCUACCGCUGCACCACAACGUAGUGAUAGACCGCGCAACUUCGUUCGACGACGGCUUGGAGGGGCAAACUCAACAACACCCAAGCCAGCAAGCUCAACUCAAAUACCACUUCCUUCACGUCGCCCAUUCAGAAUUGCCAGUCGUCGUCGCCCUAUUUCCACCACGACUACUACGACCGCUAAACCCACCACUGCACUCAUUGAGAGUGAAGAAUCAUUACAGGAUAUCGGAGAUAUUGACGCAAUAGAAGAUCCUUCUCUUAGACCAAGCACUUCACCACGAACAACAGUCAACCUUCAGAGACGACGUCCUCUCGUACAACUAAAAGCAGAAGACCAAAACCCAGCCGCGACGAAUGAAGAAGAAAAGAAACGUCAAAGUAAAAAAUAUAGUGCUAGCUUUAGACAAAAUCAAUUGGACGAAAUAUUAAAGUUCAGAGCGAGUGCUGAAGAGUUGGAUAUUACUACGGAAGGAAAAACUACUUCAGAUGAUAUCAGCGCAGAAACCGCAGUAGCGUUAGCCGCACACCAACUCAUUUCCGCUCCGAUACCUAUAAUUCCCGACUACGACGAAGACUUUUACACCACAAGGAAAACACCAAAAACAAUAGUUGACUUUAAAUUUACCAACCCGGCGUACACAGAAGAUUAUUCUAGAACUCCGGUGUAUACAGAAGAUUACACACGACCAAGUUACACGACCAGGCAAAAGUUGGUGGAAACUUCUACCAUCAACUACGCGUCUCCAUUAACAGAUACCGACACUCCAACAAUAUCUUCCGAAAGCACUUUCACCGCAUCAUCGUUCACAAGCAGAUUUUCUAAACCAAUCGAUUCAAGUCUAAACCCAACUCUAUCCGGAGUGACCCUCAGUCUAAGGUCAGAAAACUCAGAAUCAACAGCUCGCUACAACCCGACAGAACCUACCCAAUUCACGACUGAAAGUUACGAGUCCCGCGUGUCGAGACCUAGUUUAUCUACAAACAAAAUAAACCCUACAACAUCAGGCAUAUCUGACUUAAACGAGUCUACACUGAAACUGACAGUACCAAUUCGCGACGUAUCCCCAACUUAUCCUACAGGCUUCACCAGAAAAGUUUCCCGACCUUCAGGGUUUUCCCCAAAUUUAGUUAAUAUAGAUUAUGAUAUAAAAACGACGGGUAGGCCAGAAUUGGGUCCAUCUACAGCUAGAUACGAGGGUUCUAGCGAGAAGAUUCCGGUACCAGUAGUCUUGGGGUAUUCGGUCGGUGGACAAGGCUUGCAAGAGCCUUCGUACUUCACCAGGGAAUACUUAUUGGAGCCGUCUCUCACUAAAGGCUAUGACGAUGAAUUUCAAUACCUGUCACCGGGGACGACGCCACAAUCAUCGACAAGAAAAGCACUUGUCAGAAAAACUAUCUAUCGCAGAAUAUCCAGCACACAGUCCCCCGCCUCAGUACUUCCGCAAACCACACAAAAACCACGAAGAACCACAAGGAAACCUUUCGAGAAAAUUCUAAAGAAUCCCGUUCAGACAGAAACCGCUCUAAAAGAUAUUGUUGAGAAAGAAACCGUUCAGAAAGAGGUAAUUUCAAAGGAACCAGUACAAAAAGGAACCGCUCAGAAAAGGCCAAUUCAGAAAAUUAAGUUUCAAAAGCCCGCAGUACAAAGGGUCCAACCGCAGGUGAUCGCGCCCGUAAGACCUAUAUCUGAGUACGAUUAUUACGAUGAUAGUGAAGAAAAGGUGGCGGCUAACUAUGAAACAAGGACGAAAGUUGUUCUUCAUGAUAAAGGCAACAUCGAGUGUCUCGACAUCGGCAACUUCCCGCACCCAACCUCGUGCAAGAAGUUCAUAUCGUGCGCCCGCGUGGAGAGCGGCGCCGUGCGCGGCUGGGAGUACAUCUGUCCCAAGGGACUGUCCUUUGAUCCCGUGGGAGGCAUGUGCAACUGGUCCGCGGGAUUGGGAUGCAAUGAGAAGGAUGUG
Messenger RNA from Brenthis ino (lesser marbled fritillary), 2154 nucleotides. The record is from the annotation of a GenBank genome assembly. NCBI's taxonomy places the organism in Eukaryota, Metazoa, Arthropoda, Insecta, Lepidoptera, Nymphalidae.